AUGGCAUCUGUGGAGGAGGACUUCCCUCGAGGAGGGUCGGCAAAGAAGCCCAUCGAGAGUAAAAUAGCUGUGCAGAGGACAGAGGUCGACAACUUGUUCCAGUCAAAUGAACCAGCAGAAUCAAAGAAAAGAAAGGGGGCGGGCAAAGAUGACGGCAAGAAGCUCAAGAAGUCAAAGACGGGCAAGGAAGACGGCCUGACACUGAACGCAGCAUCCAAGUGUGUGGAAAUCCUGCACAUGAAGAAUCUGAAGGAGGGCAUCCUGAUGCUGGGCUGUGUGAAGGAGGUGACUGACUUUGAGGUGAAGGUCAGUCUGCCCUGUGGCAUGCAAGGCUUCCUCAGCAUCAAGAACAUCUGUGACUCGUACACCAAGCUGCUCAGUGAGCAACUGGAGUCAGCUGAUACAGAGGAGAUCUGCUCUCUGCAAGACAUCUUCUCCCCGGGCAUGCUGUUCAGGUGUGUGAUUGCCAAGUUGGAUCUAGCCAAAGGAGGCGCUCUCAGCAUCCAGCUGUCAAUCAAUCCAAAGCUGGUCAACAAGGCUCUCACCUCAAACUCUCUGAAAGCUGGCAUGGUCUUGAGUGGAUGUGUGGACAGCGUGGAGGAUCAUGGCUACAUAGUUGACAUUGGCCUCAGUGGAACCAAAGCCUUCCUGCCCAGGGAAGCAGUAAAGGACAAACACCCAGAAGAGCUGAAAGUGGGUCAGAACGUCACUUGUGGAGUGGACGAAGUAAAGAACGAUGGGCGCAUUAUCCGCCUUUCUUUGAGCACCCCCACCCAGGCCUGUGCUGAAUCCGAACAAGGCUGGAACCUCACUAACCUGCUGCCUGGACUUCUGGUCAAAGCCACCAUCAAAAAGGUGACCAAACAUGGUCUGCUCCUGGACUUCCUGUCCUCCUUCACUGGCCAGGUGGACUUUCUCCACAUGGAGCCAGAACAGACAGACAGCUACACCGAGGGCGCCCAGGUGCGAGCCUGUGUGCUGUAUGUGGAUCCCUCCACCCGUCUGGUGGGCCUGAGCCUGCGCACCUUCCUCACUCAGCCCGGGUCCUCAAUCAACAUCUCUCCUGCUGGAGGAGACCGCAUCGGAGAGGUGGUGAAGGACUGCAAGAUGACCGCCAUGCACCACAUGUCUGGAGCCUUGUUGGAACUGCCUGACAACACGAUGGCCUUCGUACAUAGGAACCAUGUUAAGGAGUCUAGCGAGCUGUCCAAUGAAAACCGACUGCUGGCCAGGACUGAGCACAUCUGCAGGAUCAUGGACUUCAGCCCCAUGGACCAAAUUCACUUUGCUAGUCUGCGAAAGAGUGUGAUUUCAAAGCGUUUCUUCAGAUAUCAUGAUCUUCAGGCCGGACAGGUUGUAGAGGGCACGGUGUCAGUCCUGCUGCCUCACGGCAUGAUGGUGAAUGUGUCUGACCACAUCAAAGGCCUGGUGCCCCGCACACACCUGUCCGACAUCCUGCUGAAGAACCCAGAGAAGAAGUACAUAGAGGGCAUGAAGAUCAAAUGUCGGGUGCUCUCCGUGGACGCAGAGAAUAAGAAGCUGUGCCUGACCAGGAAGAAGGCCCUGGUGGAGAGCCCCCUGCCGCUGUUCCUCAGCUUCAGCGAUGCACGUCCCGGCCGCGUCUCCCACGGCUACAUCGUCUGCAUCAAAGACUUUGGCUGCAUCAUGCGUUUCUACAACAACGUGAAGGGCCUGGUGCCGACCAACGAGCUCAGCUCCGAGCCCAUCGUCAACCCGCAGGAGGUCUUCUACGUGGGGCAGGUGUUAAAGGCUAAAGUUCUCAAUUGUGACCCCGCUAAGGAGAAGAUGGCGCUGUCCUUUAAGGCGGCAGUGGAGGGAGACACAGAGGAAGCCCCCCAGCCCCAGUUUGACUGUGAGGUGGGGACGAAACUGGAGGCCAAGGUGCUGAAAAAGUCAGUCAACGGUCUGGAGGUCGCCAUCCUCCCUGACGAAAACCGUGCCAUGCUACCCACAAUGCACCUUUCCGAUCACAUGUCCAACUGCCCUCUGCUGUGGGAGAGCCUGCAGGAGGGAGACAACAUCUCAAACAUCGUAUGCUCCAGCAAGACCAAACAGCAUGUUAUCGUCAGCAAGAAGCCAACAGUGCGAUGGUCUCUGGAGGAAGGCGUGGUGGCCAAAGACUUCUCUGAGAUCACAGUAGGAAUGCAGCUGGUCGGUUGGAUCAAGAACAUCAUGUCGUACGGCGUCUUCGUGGAGUUCCCUUACGGCCUCUUUGGGCUCGCACCCAAGUCGGCCAUGACCACCAAGUUCCUCAGCGAUACGGCGUCUGCCUUCCAGCUGGGCCAGACGGUCCUCGCCAAAGUGACCAACCUGGAUGAGGAGAAACGGCGCUUCCUGGUCACGCUGAAGAUGUCAGAGGUCAUCUCUCCGGACGGCGAUGCCGAGACCAGACUCUUCAACGGCGUGCAGGAGAGAAAAGCUGUGUCUGAAAUGUUGGCUAGCAGAGAGAACAGUGAUCUCCACCAGCAGCUGGCUGCUCUGGCUGUGGGAGAGAAGCUGAAGCUGACUGUAGAUACUAGCUCCAAGGACAGCGGCGCCACAUUUAAGUCUGAUGAUUUGACCCAUGCCACCAUACUGGCCACCAAGCACCAUGUCAUGGGUGCUAAUCUGAGCCCAGGACAGAAAGCCACUGCGGUGGUCCUCCAUGUUGACAUCCUGUCCGGACAGGUCCAUGUGUCCGUCCUCCCCAAGCUGGUGGCAAAGAAGAAAUCUUUAACUGAAGGAACAAAGUACACGGUGAUGGUGCAGCACGUGGACAAAGACUUCGCCGUCAUCUCCCUGGAGGACACGGCCCAGCUGACGGUGAUCCAGACCAGCAGGCACCUAAAUGAGACCUUCCUGACUGACUCGGAGAGGCUGAAGGCGGGCAUGUGUCUGGCAGCUGAGGUGAUAGAAGCCAGCUGUGAGGCGCUGCAGGGUCUCCCCCUGGUGUCCUGGGCGCGCAGCGCACCCAACCGACAGCGCACCGUCUCAGAAAACCUGACGAGCACCAAGGGCCAUCGCUUCGGGGACAUCGUGCGGGGCAAAGUGAAGAAGGUGAAGCCCACCUCCAUCAUGGUCACAUUGGAGGACGGGAGCACGGGCAGCGUGCACGUGUCCGAGGUGGGGGAGGUCGCAGAUGUUCUUGAGGGGUCCUUCCCCACAUCCUCCGUUAAAGUCGGCAGCGAGGUCACCGCCAGGGUCAUCGGAGGACGGGAAGCCUCCAGUCAGAGAUUCUUGCCCUUCUCCCAUCCCAAGUUUACAUACACCAUCCCUGAGCUCACUCUCAUACCCAGCAAACUGGAUGAGAGCGCAGAUUUCAAAGCAGUUCCAACAAAAGAAAAACUAAACGGCUAUAAGGUCGGGGAAAAAAUUCAAUGCUUUGUUUCAAAGUUUGUUCCAGAGAGGAAGACUCUGGAGGUCACCACUGAUCCUUCUGUUACCGGGACAGUUGAACUGCUGGCCAUGAUCACCAAUCCAACAGGCACCAGCCGCCCAGAAAAACUCUACAAGCAGGGUCAAGCUGUGAACGCCAAAGUGGUGGAAGUGAGCUCCAAACCUCAACGCUUAAUGCUGUCACUCACGGGUGUCCACAAGCUGGAGAAACACAGUGUUUCUAUGGGGAUGGUGACCAAGAUCCAGCCGACCGUCGGCCUCCUGGUCAAGCUGCCGUUCGGCGGCAAGGGGGCCGUGGCUGUCACCGACCUGGCCGACGCCUACAGGCAGAACCCUCUGGACGGGUUCAGCAAGGACCAGCUGCUCAGAUGUUUCCUUCUCGGGGAAGAAAAUGGAAAGUGGCAGUUGUCUUUACGUCCAUCGAGACUCAAACAGAAGGAGACCAAGCCGGCGAAGGACCCGGAGGUUUUAUCUUUAGACAAACUGACGGCAGGCCAGAUCAUCAGAGGCUACGUCAAGUCUGUGGGAGAGCAGGGGGUCUUCAUCAGGUUGUCAGCGAGCAUCACAGGAAGAGCACAACUUCAACAGUCCACCAAAUACUUUGUCAACCACCACAAGGUCCUCUCUGAUCACCUGACCCCCAACAGCCUGCUCACCACAAAGAUCGUCAGCAUUGACACAAAGGAGGAGCUGGUCCACCUCUCUCUGCUCCCAGAGGACACUGGGAAGCCAGACGUCCUCCCAGAGUCCCUCGGCCUGCCGCUGCGUCUGCUCGGAGAGGAGAAAAAGGAGCACGACUCGAACAAGAGGAAACGUGCAGCAUCCAAGAGCGAAAAGACAUCAGAAGAGUCCACCGUCUCAAAGAAGAAGAAGAAGAAGACAAAGCAAUCGAAUAGUGAUGAGAACGACAGCGGAGUGGAGGUGUACUUCAGAGAAGAGGAGGAUAAGGAAGAAUUAACCAAAUCUGUUUCUGUGAAAGUGGCUCAGAGCUCAGCAGCUCCGUCCAGACUGCAGCUGGCAGCAGGUUUCUCCUGGGACGUGGCACUGAGCUCCCUGAAGCCGGCCUCUGUAGCGCAGGAGGGCGACUCCAGCGAGGGAGAGGACGAAGAUGGAAGCAGCAAGACCCAGAGGAAGACUCGCCACGAGCUGGAGCAGGAGAAGAAGGCGGCAGAGAAGGCCCUGGUGCAGCGGGAGACGGAGCUGAUGAACCCCAGCAUGCGGCCCGAGGACGCCGCCGCCUUCGAGCGCCUGCUGCUCGCCUCCCCCGACAGCUCCCUGCUGUGGCUGCAGUACAUGGCCAACCACCUGCAGGCCACGCAGAUCGAGCAGGCCCGCGCCGUGGCCGAGAGGGCCCUCAAAACCAUCUCCUUCAGGGAGGAGCAGGAGAAGCUGAACGUGUGGGUGGCGCUGCUGAACCUGGAGAACCUGUACGGCACAGAGGAGAGUCUGAAGAAAGUGUUUGAGCGGGCGCUGCAGUUCUGCGAGCCCAUGCCCGUCUUCCAGCAGUUGGCCGACAUCUACGCAAAGUGCGACAAGACCAAGGAGGCAGAAGGCCUGUAUAAGACGAUGGUGAAGCGUUUCCGUCAGAGUAAGGCGGUGUGGCUGAGCUACGGGACCUUCCUGCUCCAGCAAGGUCAGAGUGACGCUGCCAGCGCUCUCCUGCAGAGGGCGCUGAAGAGUCUGUCCUCCAAAGAAAGUGUGGAUGUGAUCACCAAGUUCGCUCAGCUCGAGUACCGUUAUGGUGAUUCGGAGAAAGGUCGCACCAUGUUUGACAAAAUCCUGACAACCUACCCGAAACGCACUGACCUAUGGUCCGUCUUCAUCGACCUCAUGGUCAAACAUGGGUCGCAGAAGGAAGUCAGGGCGCUCUUUGAUCGAGUGAUCCACUUAAGCGUUUCAGUACAAAAGAUCAAGUUCUUCUUCAAGCGCUACUUGGAGUACGAGAAGAAGCUCGGCACCCCGCAGAGCAUCCAGGCUGUCAAAGAGAAGGCCAUGGAGUUUGUGGAAGCUAAAGGCACAGAGGCUGCCAACUAAUGACCAAACACACACAAAUAACACUGAGCCUCACACAUGUUUGGAAACAAGUGUGUGGCUCCCUGCUAAAAAUUAUGAACUCCUCAGCUUGUAACCUAGUUUUUAUUGUACUGGAGACUGAAGGUCAUAACUUUUGUAAAGUGAGUUGUAACCAUCUAUAAAUGUCAAAACAAACUUGUAUUUAACAUUUCAUUUUAGACAAUUUUGUGUGUAAUGCUAUGAAGAGAGAAAUUAAUGUCAUGACUAUUAAUUACUGCAUAUUUGAAUGGCUACCAAACCUUUUAUGGGAGCAUGUUUCUAUAAAAUGACAAUGACGCUUCAAUAAAUCCAACACCAAUACA
Messenger RNA from Gymnodraco acuticeps, 5771 nucleotides. RefSeq names its product programmed cell death 11 (gene pdcd11). Gene Ontology annotation, biological process: rRNA processing. Gene Ontology annotation, molecular function: protein binding; RNA binding. The record is from RefSeq and is a predicted model, not a curated record. Gene Ontology annotation, cellular component: nucleolus; small-subunit processome; nucleus. Lineage: Eukaryota; Metazoa; Chordata; Actinopteri; Perciformes; Bathydraconidae. The transcript is spliced from 35 exons. The coding region runs from base 1 to 5430 and encodes 1809 amino acids.